Molecule: messenger RNA, 1500 nt
Organism: Bufo bufo (common toad)
Lineage: Eukaryota; Metazoa; Chordata; Amphibia; Anura; Bufonidae
Gene: LACTB
Product: lactamase beta
Exons: 6
Coding region: 1-1440 (479 amino acids)
Source: RefSeq, a predicted model, not a curated record
AUGUUUUCCCGAAUAACGCGACCUGCCCGCGCUCUUCCCCGGGUCUUGCUCGGCCUAGGGCUCGCUGUAGCAGCGGCUCGAGUUGCGGAAGGGCCCCUGGAGGAAGACGGACAGAAAAGAAGGAAAACCCGCGAGGCCUACGUUACAGCUAUAGAGAGGAGCAGGGACCUGCUGAUGAGAGUGAAGGAUGAAGUGGGAUCUCCGGGCAUAGUUGUCGGCGUUUCUGUAGACGGACAAGCUGUUUGGUCAGAAGGGCUUGGGUUUGCCGAUGUGGAGAACCGGAUUCCAUGUUCACCAGACAGUGUCAUGCGUGUAGCCAGUAUCAGCAAAUCCUUUACUAUGGCGGCAGUGGCCAAACUGUGGGAGGAGGGUCGGCUAGAUCUAGAUGCACCAGUGCAGAAGUAUGUACCGGAGUUCCCAGAAAAAGAGUUUGAAGGUGAAAAGGUGACAAUAACCACCAGGUUGUUGGUGUCACACCUAAGUGGUAUCAGACAUUAUGAAAAGGAUAUCCAGAAAAUCAGGAAGAAAAUAGGGAAGAAAUCCUCAGAAGCGAGUGUGUCAGUUGUGAGUACCUCAGAGAAAACCCCUCCGGAGGAUACCGAAUCAAGUAAAGCAGAGGAGCCGCACAAGCUCAAGCCGCUGGAUACUGCAAAAUCCCAGAAAAGGGCAUCUUUGGAACCUGAGGAGUUCUAUAUUAAGGACAAGUUCAACAGUGUGAUAGACGCUCUAGGACUUUUUAAGACUGAUCCUUUGGUGUUUAAACCUGGUUCACAGUUCCUAUAUUCUACCCAUGCAUGGACAUUAUUAAGUGCUGUAGUCGAGCGUGCCUCGGGACGCAAGUUUCUGGAGUAUAUGCAGCAGAUGUUUAAAGAUCUGGGCAUGAGAAACACUCUUCCUGAGGAACAUGAACCGAUUAUAUACAACAGAGCAAGAUUUUACCGUCUCAGUGACAAGAAGCGUCUGAUAAACUGUCCAUAUGUUGACAACUCCUGUAAAUGGGCAGGUGGAGGAUUUCUUUCUACUGUGAAUGACCUGAUGAGGUUUGGAAAUGUCCUCCUGUAUAGCUACCAAGCCAAGUACACAACCACAGAGUUGCCAGGAUAUCUAAAAGCAGAUACUGUUUCCAUGAUGUGGCGACAAGUCUCCAAUACCGAAAUGUCUUGGGAUAAGGAUGGAAAGUAUGCCAUGGGAUGGGGAACUGUGGAGGCAAAGCAGGAUUUUGGGCAAUGCAAGUGCCAAAAACAUUACGUAUCGCACACGGGAGGAGCAGUCGGAGCCAGCAGUGUCUUGCUUAUCCUACCUGAGGAAGACAAUCAGACAUUGAUCCCACCAAGGGGGAUUGUGGUGACAAUAAUUGCCAAUAUGCAGGGUACAGCGCUCAACAGCACAGCCUUAAAAAUUGCACUGGAAUUUGAAAAGGCAAAGUCAGCCCAGUCAUAAGCGGCUACUGGGAUCCAUAUUUUUAAAGGAAUGAUUUUAUAAUACUUAAACUAAUAAAAU